Messenger RNA from Loxodonta africana (African savanna elephant), 3288 nucleotides. It is a transcript of the gene MARCHF2, whose product is annotated as membrane associated ring-CH-type finger 2. Lineage: Eukaryota; Metazoa; Chordata; Mammalia; Proboscidea; Elephantidae. The transcript is spliced from 5 exons. Gene Ontology annotation, molecular function: ubiquitin-protein transferase activity; zinc ion binding. Gene Ontology annotation, biological process: protein ubiquitination. The record is from RefSeq and is a predicted model, not a curated record. Bases 150 to 890 code for a protein of 246 amino acids.
AGCGAGCGGCGCUGACGGGACGGGCCGGGCCGGGCCGGGACAGGGCCCGGGGUGAGCGGAGGGGCCUGCGCGGUCGCCCGGCCCGGCCGCGGAGCAGGCCCCUGGGACCAUGGGCUUCAAGCCCUAAGGACGUGAGCCUCCCUGUGGCAAUGACGACAGGUGACUGCUGCCACCUCCCUGGCUCCCUGUGUGACUGCUCCGGCAGCCCCGCCUUCUCCAAGGUCCUGGAGGCCACGGGCCUGGGGCCACCCCAGUACGUGGCGCAGGUGACUUCAAGGGAUGGCCGGCUCCUCUCGACUGUCAUCCGGGCCUUGGACACACCGAGUGAUGGUCCCUUCUGCCGGAUCUGUCACGAGGGAGCCAAUGGGGAGAGCUUGUUGUCUCCGUGUGGCUGCACUGGCACGCUGGGUGCCGUGCACAAGAGCUGUCUGGAGAGGUGGCUGUCCUCGUCCAACACCAGCUACUGUGAGCUGUGCCACACGGAGUUUGCAGUGGAGAAGCAGCCUCGACCCCUCACAGAGUGGCUAAAGGACCCGGGACCGAGGACGGAGAAGAGGACGCUGUGCUGCGACAUGGUGUGCUUCCUGUUCAUCACGCCACUGGCUGCCAUCUCAGGCUGGCUGUGCCUGCGUGGGGCCCAGGACCACCUCCGGCUGCACAGCCGGCUGGAGGCUGUGGGGCUCAUUGCCCUCACCAUCGCCCUCUUCACCAUCUACAUCCUCUGGACGCUGGUCUCCUUCCGCUACCAUUGCCAGCUGUACUCCGAAUGGAGAAGGACCAACCAGAAAGUCCGCCUGAAGCUCCGGGAUGCAGAGGGCUUCGAGAGCAACCAGCACUCCCCACUCGCAGCUGGACUCCUGAAGAAGGUGGCCGAGGAGACGCCCGUGUGACAGCCCGGCUGGUGGGGUCCUGCAGCAGAAAGGGCAGAGGCAGCUGGGGAUGCCCUUGUGUUCAGAAGGGCGGACAAACUCAUCCAAUCCCACACGGCCAGAAUGCUUCACAGGCCAAGUGAUGCCAAGCGGAGCUUCUUCUGGGAUCACAUGUGACUAGAUUUCCAAGUUUUUUGCACACUGUCAUAUAUGACAAGGACAGAUGGAUGCGGCCCCAAGCUUCACACAGAGCGGGCACCCUGAUCGCAUCCUGAGGUCCACUCAGCACCUUUCCCCGCUGGCAGCCAUGGCUGGUGUGUCAAGGGGGCCGGAAAGCUCCGGCAAGCUUCUUGCGCUUUUCUGCCCCGGCAGACUUGCUUCCCUGGCAUCUUCGACUUUAUAAAGUUGCACUGUUUCUCCCAAGCCCACCCUAAGUGAAUAAAGGGAGCCCUUGCUCAGCUUUGUCAGUGAUAUUUCUGAACUAGGCCUCAAAGCGAGGGGCCCCGGGGCCCAAGGGGAGUCAGGAGCCAUGUGGAGGUAAAAAAUACACUUGGCAGGUUUGAGGGAUCACAGAACAUAGGAAGCAGCGGUGAAGGCUGAAUUUUCAAGUGACAAGCAGGUUGUUGUUGUCGUUAGGUGCGGUCGAGUCGAUUUCAACUUACGGAGCCCCCAUGUGACAGAGUAGAAUUGCUCUGUAGGGUUUUCUCGCCUGAAAUCUUUACGGAUGCAGAUCACCAGGUCCUUCUCCCAUGGAGCUGCUAGGUGGGUUCAAACCACCAAUCUUUUGGUUAGCAGCUGAGCGCUUAACUGUUGUGCCACCAGAAUUCCUUGACAAGCAGGUAACAGUGUUAUAUAAUACGUACUUCCACUUCUUUUGCAUCUACCAUGGGCCAGACGGAAACCCUGGUGCCAUAGUGGUUAAGUGCUAUGGCUGCUAACCAAAACGUCGGCAUUUCAAAUCCACCAGGCACUCCGUGGAAACUCUAUGGGGCAGUUCUACUCUGUUUUAUAGGUUCACUAUAAGUCAGAAUCGACUCAACGGCAGUGGGUUUGUUUUUUUUUUUCUUUUUAUGGGCCAGAUACCAUGCUGGGCCUAUUGCACUCAUUAAUGAAGAUCACAUCCACCUUUAUCGCCAGGCAGCAUCCCUCUAACUCACAACUACCCUGGGGCAGGGGAGGAAGAAGGUAUUACUCCCAUUUUGUAGAUGAGAAGACUGCGACCCAAGCAGGGAAGCUUUUGUCUCAAGUCCCACAGCUGUAGGACAUGGACACGGAGUUUGACCCCAGGUCUGUGCCGCUCUGGUGCUGCGCUAGGGGAAGCAGAACGUGGUCAUGUUAAUAACAGCCUGUCUUAGUUAUUUAGUGCUGCUGUAACAUAAAUACCACAACGGGAUAGCUGUAACAAAUUUAUUUUCUCACAAUUUAGGAAGCUGGAAGUUCGAAUUCAGAGCACUGGCUUUAGGGGGAGGCUUUCUCUUUCUGACAGCUCUAGAGGAAAGCCUUUGUCUCUUCAGCUUCUGCUUCCUGGUUCCUUGGAGAUCUCCAUACGUUUUGGCAUCUAUCUUACUCCAUCUCUGCUUGCUUGUUUAAUCCCUUUUAUAUCUCAAAAGAGAUUGACUCAAGACAUACCCUAUGCUAAUCCUACCUCAUUAACACAACAAAGACAACCCAUGGGAUUAUAGCCACAGGCAUCAAAACCCAAAAUCAAACCUGUUGCAUUCCAGUUGAUUCCAAAUCAUAGUGACCCUGUAAGGACAGAGUAGGACUGAUUGUCCCUUAGGGUUUCCAGGGAGUGCCUGAUGGAUUCAAACUACCUGCCUUUUGAUUAGCAGCCAUAGCUCUUAACCACUACGCCACCAGCGCUUCCAGCGACCCUAUAAAAACCCAGAAUCAAACCUGUUGCUGUUGAGUCGAUUCCGACUCAGAUUCCGACUCAUAGUGACCUUAUAAGGACAGAAUAGAACUGCGCCAUAGAGUUCUAUGCGCAAGGAGCGCUUGGUGGAUUCCGACUGCCGACCUUUCGGUUAGCAGCUUUAGCGCUUAACCACUACACCACCAGGGUUUCCAGCAACCCUAUAGAGGUUAGGAAUUACAAUACAUAUUUUUGGGGGACACAAUUCAAUCCAUGACACAUCACCUCCUCCUUGAAAGCUUUCUGUGCCCUCCGUAUGCUGUUUUUUACACCAAGGGCUCUUUGCAUGGGGUGGCAUUGAACGCUCACAGCAGCCCUGAAAGGUGGCUUCUGAUGUUAACCACAUUUGCAAAUAAGCAAACUGAGGCUCAGAGAGUUUGGGUCACUUGCCCAAGGUCACACAGCGCUGAGGGUCCCAGCACAGUGAUUUGUCCUGUGGCCCGUUCUGUUUUAUUUUUAAUUUUAUUAUUAUUUCCUGUUUCACUUUAAUGAUAUUUCACCAUUAUU